AUGAUAUCAAACUCGACAGCCUUGCCUGGAAAGAAUCUGACGGUUUGUGAUCAACAUGGUAAUCCAGGAGAUAGCUACAAUAUGAUGUAUAGCUAUUUGUACAUGUUAAAGCAAGUGAAUCCGGGAACAACCACCGAUGUGAAAUUGGAUGAGGCAGUCAUGAGGAAAGUGAUAGUGGUGGAUACGACAUGGCUGAAGAACAGAUAUGGCGGUGUUCAAGUUUUUGCCAAAGCUCAAGAUCCAAAUCGCCACCAUUAUCCACUAGCGUUGGCAGUACUAGAUGGAGAGAAUCAUGCUACCCAGACUUGGUUUUUCGAGAUGCUUAAGAGAGCUAUACCAGACUCUGCUGAACGGGUUUUCAUGACUGACAGAAAUCAAAGCCUGAUCUUUGUAGUAGCAAACGUGUAUCCACAGGCUCACCAUGGCCAUUGUGUAUGGCAUUUGAAGGAAAAUGUGAAAGGGCAUGCUUGUAACGUCAACAAAGAUGUAGUCGGGCAUAAAUUUAUGGAAUUGGGCAGAUAUUACACCAUGGAUGACUUCGACUCUGCCUACAAAUCGUUUAAGAGAAGAUAUCCUUCGGCUUGGAAGUACAACUUGGACACAAGCAACAGUGUGGAAUCAAUGAACAACGUGUUUAGAGAGGCAAGGAGGUGGGCCUUAAGACCAAUGUUAGAUUGUAUCAUCAACACAUUCUCUGAUUGGUUUAAUCAACAUCGCAAGGAUGUUGUUUCUGGAUCAGUCGAGACGAAGCUGGGGCCUCUGGUUGAGAACCACUUGCACGAUCUAUGGCCUGUUGCAAGAACGCUACCUGUGCGGGAGCUUAAUAGCUAUGAACUUGAGUACGAGGUCACCGACAGUGAUGGGAGUAUGUUUUUGGCGAACUUGGUUGCGAAAACUUGUACUUGCAAGGUGUGGGAUUAUGAAAAGAUUCCUUGUCUGCACGGUCUGGAUGCGUACAUAUAUUACACUAAGUGCGGUGAUGAGGGCGUUGGCACGCGACGUGAUGUCCAUAUUCACUAUCACGAGCUCUGCUCAAAAUACUAUUGGACGGAACUGUGGGCAUUGGCGUAUUCCAGGACACUUUAUGUCGUGUCCGACAAGUCUUCAUGGAAUGUACCAGAUGACAUAAAAGAGCUGAACAUCAUACCUCCGAAUCGCAUUACCUGGAAGGAAAGGAGAAGAGUUAAAAGACAUCCAUCUUGUGGAGAACGACGUAAAAGGACACGGAACAAGAGGCAGCCAAGGCAAAACUAUGGUUUCAAUUGGUUGUUAUUUGGAAAUAGUGCUAGCCCCCCUACUUGA
Molecule: messenger RNA, 1302 nt
Organism: Brassica oleracea var. oleracea
Lineage: Eukaryota; Viridiplantae; Streptophyta; Magnoliopsida; Brassicales; Brassicaceae
Exons: 3
Coding region: 1-1302 (433 amino acids)
Molecular function (GO): zinc ion binding
Source: RefSeq, a predicted model, not a curated record